This is a messenger RNA of Protopterus annectens (West African lungfish), 4225 nucleotides long. RefSeq names its product semaphorin 4D (gene SEMA4D). NCBI's taxonomy places the organism in Eukaryota, Metazoa, Chordata, Ceratodontiformes, Protopteridae. Bases 253 to 2913 code for a protein of 886 amino acids. Gene Ontology annotation, biological process: neural crest cell migration; negative chemotaxis; negative regulation of axon extension involved in axon guidance. The transcript has 15 exons. Gene Ontology annotation, molecular function: semaphorin receptor binding; chemorepellent activity. The record is from RefSeq and is a predicted model, not a curated record.
AGGUGGUCUGAGUACUGAGUAAUAAAAUCAGUGAAUAUUCCCAUAGAAAGUCAAGAGAAGAGAAAGUGAAGUUUCAUGCACAGAGGAAGGGGUUUCUGUAUUUGCUUCACCCACAUCCUCAAGAUGAGAGAUGAAUUAACCACGACAGAACAUGAACGGUACCCUGUGAUCAGACUGUUAGGUGCUCUAUAGACACUUGGAUGUAGCUUUUCACAGAUUGGAACCUUGUAAUUUUUUAACAAGUUUGCCGACAUGGAUAAACUUUGUUCUAAGCUUCUUAAUUACUGCCUGAUGAAGUGUUCCGUACAAAAUAUGGCUGUAGAAGUUGUCUGUCUUGCAUAUGCAUUCCUUUUUGGAGUAGCAGCUUUUGGGCCUACACCAAGGACAGUAUGGAAGGUUACAGAAACAGAUUUAAUAAUGUUCCGAAGUCCUGAAGUUUAUAACUAUUCAGUACUGCUGUUGAAUGAAGAUAGUGGUGUUUUGUAUGUUGGAGCACGGGAUGCCAUCUUUGCACUGGAUAUGUUAGACAUUCAAAAGAUACAGAAACAGGUGUCCUGGCCAGUUUCCGAAGAAAAACAGAAUAGCUGCUACACAAAGGGCAAGUCUAAAGAGACUGAGUGUCGCAAUUAUAUCCGUGUCUUACAACAGCAAGAUGACAGUAACCUGUACGUAUGUGGAACAUAUGCAUUUCAGCCUGUUUGUGAUCGCUUGUCAAUAAGUGAGUUCACAUUUGAAGAGAAACAAGAGGAAGGCAAGGGAAAAUGUCCCUUUUCUCCUACUCAGAGUUACACAUCUGUAAUGGUUGAUGGUGAACUCUAUGCAGGAACUGUAAACAAUUACUGGGGAAGCGAGCCGAUUAUUACACGUAGCUCACAGCAGUCAACACUGAGGACCGAAUAUUCAAUACCUUGGCUAAAUGAACCCAACUUUGUUUAUGCUGAUGUUGUGAGAGAAAAAAAUCUGGAUGGUGAUGAUGAUAAAAUCUACUUUUUCCUCACAGAGACUGCCGUAGAAUUUGAAUUCUUCACUAAGCUAUUGGUUCCCAGGAUUGUGCGAGUGUGUAAGGGUGACCAAGGAGGACAAAGAACAUUGCAGAAGAAAUGGACUUCCUUUUUGAAAGCAAAACUAGCUUGUUUCUCACCAGAACUUAACUUUGUUUUCAACGUUGUUCAUGAUGUUUUUAUUCUUAAAACCCCAAGUUGGAAGGAUACAGUCUUUUAUGGUGUCUUCACAUCUCAGCUGAACAAUGCUGGUGUGUCAGCAGUUUGUGCCUUCAAUAUGACUUCUGUAGAAACAGUAUUCACAAAGGGAACAUUCAUGCAGAGUGUCAUAUGUGACCAAACACAAACAAAAUGGUUGCAGUCCAGUAAGGAGAUACCAAGCCCACGACCUGGAAUGUGCAUAAACAAUGAGGCCAGAGCACAGAAUAUUAACAGCUCUCUCCAGUUACCAGACAAGACACUUCAAUUUAUUAAAGAUCACCCUUUAAUUUAUGACCCAGUGACCCCUGUUGGAAACAGACCCAAACUGAUAAAGGCAGGUGUGAACUACACGCAGAUUGCAGUAAAGAGAGUGCAGGCAUUUGAUGGGAACCUGUAUGACGUACUCUUUCUUGGUACAGCUGAAGGAGCCUUGCACAAAGCUGUCAUUUACGAUACUGAAGUACACAUCGUUGAAGAAGUACAGCUGUUUUCCAACAGAGUACCAGUUGAGACACUGCUGUUGUCAUCUAAAGAGGGCGUAAACUAUUUGUAUGCAAGUUCCAGCACUGGGGUUGUUCAGUCUCCACUUGCUUUCUGUGAGAACUACAAGACCUGCACAGACUGCAUUUUAGCAAGAGAUCCUUUAUGUGCAUGGAAUUCAGGGGGAAAUGUUUGUGUUAGCAUUUAUAAACCAGGACUGGAUCAGAGCAGUUUGGUGCAGCAGCUCUCUGGUGAUUCAUCUACUUGCAAAGAGGUUGAUGAAGGAUAUGAGACGUAUCCAGUCCAGAUAUUAAAACCUGGAGAAGUAGCUAAAAUGGUAUGCCAUAUUAAGUCACAGCUAGCUUAUGGCAUUUGGAAGUUCAAUGAAACAGAAAUGAUAAUUUCAACAGACAGUCCAAAGUAUUAUCUUCAUUCAGAAAUGUUGCUGAUUUUUAAUGUAUCUCAAGGGGAUUAUGGGUUGUAUGAAUGCUUCUCACGUGAAAAAGUAAAGAAUAAGUUCCAUUCCCAUAAGAUGGCAGGGUAUAUUCUUAAAGCCCCACCCAUUGUGCACCACACAGCAACUGCUUCUGUUACAUCAACAAUACAAAUCACCAUGGAGUCAUCCAUGCAGUCUACAACACACUCAGCAAGUUCUUCCGCUUUUACAAGUAACAUGGAUACUACGAGAAACCCUACUGUAGAACUGUUGAGUUCAACUUUGGAAACACUACCUACAACAGUAGCCCCGCUAAAAACAACAUUUGUUGUUUCAACAAUUUCUGCAGCUGAAGCAUCACAAACCGUAACAUGUCCUUCUUUUCAAAGAGUUGACUAUUUAGAAUCCAAAGACUGUGGUAUUUAUGCAGCUUUCUUAGCAAUAUUUUGUUCACUUUUUCUAAUCCUUUUGUGGUACAGUUUUUACAAGGGUUUCUUACCAAAUGUUCGCUCAUAUUGUUCAGCGUUAAGAAGUAAGAAGUCUACUUCAGAAUUAGCUGACUGUGAACGAGGCCAAAAAGAGGGACUAAUGCAGAAACCAUGUCUAAACAAUGUACAGAGCCAGCAGAAUGAGCAACCCAAGUCAGUCCAUGAUUCAGGAUAUGAAAUGGAGCCAGACUGUGAAAACGGUAAAUUAGUACAUGAAGAAACAUCACAGGAAGCAGUCACUGAGAAAGAUAAGCCUUUCGAUGUAGCAUCAAACCUUAAAUAUGUUGAUUCUGAUGGGGAAGAGUGACACUGCUUUGUACUGUGAAUGUUUUCAAGAUGUUUAUUAUGACCAAAGUAGAGAUUGCCAGACUCAGAAUGUAUGGUCCAGCAUUUAAUCCACUUAACUGACCAGCAGUGACAUUAUGUCAGAGGUCACAGUUUCACUGUUAUGUAUGUUCAUUAAUUUUGGACACAGCCAACCUAACAUCUGCUAACUGACAUUGGUUACAAACAGAAAAUAAAAAAGUUACUUUUGAGAAUAUAAUGGAAGUGAAUAUCCAGUACUGAGGUAUGCUACAAAGUUUUUCAGCAAAUAUUGUAAAACAGCUGUACUUCUCAUUUUAAGAUUCCUACAGAAUUAUUGUAUAGUCCCCAGUUUCCAGUAUAUUUUUUCAAAAGUAUGAGCAUGACAGUAUGCUUUGCUCUUUCUUCACUUACGGUAACUACUUCAGUCAAUACGCAUGCUCUCAAGUAGACUACUCUUCUGUAAAAAGAGAUUUCUGGAAUGGAAAGAAAAAAAUAUAUGUUUUUUGUAAGCUGUAGUUAGCAAACACAACUUGCUGACUUGUAAUUUCCAGAUUGGAAAAUGGCUAGUUUAUCAGAUUGGUAAUUACAAGGCAGUCGCCCUUAUUUGGACAAGUCAUUGUACGACUGAAAGAUUCUCUUGUACUAGAAAAGACUCUGUAAAUGAGUACAGAAGUAAAACGGAAGUGAUUGGAUCUGAUAUAUAGAAGAACUUCCAGUUCUAUUUUGACUUUUAAGAAAUUCUCAGGGAUACAAUUUUUUUUUUCUUUGCAAAUGGCUCUUCCAUUUUUCCUUUUGUGGAAAAUAGUGACAUAAUUGUUCCAUUAUGCUGUUUUUUGAGACAAUUUGUAUUUUGUUAGAACAGCUGAGACUGUUAUUCUGUGUGUUGAUGAAAGGAGUUACAUAUUUUUAUAUUAAUUAAAAUACUGUAAAUUUGUACAGGUAGAUAGCCAUAGUACUUCUGAGGUACAUUGUUCUGAGAGGUUCGUGAACUGUGGAAGUGUUUUGGGUUAAAUGAUGAAAACUAUUACAAAAUGCUGAUGAAAUGAUAAGCAGAUAUAGGUUAACUUGCAAAAGAAGGAGAGUACAAUACAGUGCUACUCUGAUUGCAGACUGAAUUUCAGGAAGCAGAUUUCUAAUUAUGGUUGAUAAGCUGCAAGUACAUUCAGGCUACUUAACUGUGACAUUCAAGGUAACAUCUGAUUUCCAAACUGUAUCAUAAGCAGUUCUUUUUGCUGAAGUUAAUUUUCAGAUUGUUUUUAAUCUGCAUCAGCAAAACAUUUCCAUGUAAAGAAAUAAAAUAACAUAUUGUUUUA